This is a messenger RNA of Caenorhabditis sp. 36 PRJEB53466, 1322 nucleotides long. NCBI's taxonomy places the organism in Eukaryota, Metazoa, Nematoda, Chromadorea, Rhabditida, Rhabditidae. The record is from the annotation of a GenBank genome assembly.
AUGAUGCUCCACUUUAUUCUGCUAAUAAUUCCCAUUUCAACUAUUGUGGUAACUUCUACAUUGGCAAAAAUUUAUCCAACAUUUAAAAUCCUUCAGAAAUGCGAUAACACAAUGACCAUUGUGUGGGGAAAACCCUCUGCGCUGACUAAUGCACUUGCCAACACCUCGCUAACUUGGGAUCAGUGCGUCAGUGCGUGCUAUACGGCCCAGAGAUGUGUUGUGAGUGGGAAUAGGUCAAAUGCAAAGUUGUUAGUUGAGUUGCAGUUGGCAUACCAGAAUGCGACCGCGUGCAACAUGUUCAACUACAACGUCAUGCCUACAGUAACCCAAGAAAACUCGACUCUCGGGAACAUGGUCGCAUUCAAAGUGACGAGUCUUGGUGAUACGUGUCCGGUUGGGGUUGAUGCGCCGACUUUCAACAAAACCAACGCGACGGUAAACGGGAUCCGGAAAGAGUCAGAAACGGAGUGAAGAAGGAUUUCAGGGAUACCUGCUCACAAAUGAUAUUGGAAACGAAUAUCCAGCUAAGAUCUACUACAAUAUCAGUCUUUCCGGAACGACGUGGAAGCUUAGUUAUCUGGGUAAGUACUUCGGAAUCAGGUAUCAGAAAUCUGCUUUGAUUUUAUUCAGUGAGUAGCUCCUGUGUGAGUCCUUCUGUGAGUUUCAUACAGCAUUCCGAUGGAUCUGUUGUCUGCAUUGCGGUAAAAACUUCUUACUGUUCGGCUGGGACUGCUUGGUCUUUUUCAGAUUUACAUUUCAAACGGAUCGCUGAGCUACACGGACUCUGUCGCCGGCUGCAAGACCCUCGGAGCUACGCUUCUCAGCAUAAACUAUCCAGCAGAUGCCUUGGCCGCAGUUUGUCAGUCUCCCACCUUAUUCUGACUUACCGUUCCGUUUCAGUUGUAAUCAAUUACUACUAUGCCAACUUUAAAACCACCAACUUUUACGUGAGAAUCGACGGACAAAGAACGACGGCGUGCCAGUCCGCUCCGAACACGGCCGCUUGCGUGUCCGGCUCUGUAAGUAUACCUUCCGAUCCGACGAUUCAACUUGUUUAAACUUUAAAGGGCUUCAACUUUACGGAUCUGAACUACAAAGGCAGUCUCGACUACUACAACUGGACGACCAAUUCGUCUGCGAAAGUGGCCGCCGACGAUCAUUGCAUCGUUUACGCAGUCCUCGGCAGUAACUCGACCAAAGCGGAUGUCAGAAGGUGAAUCUGGAUAUCAUGUAGUUUGAAAACUAAAAACGAUUUCAGCUGCACGAACAAGUCUCCCUACUUAGCCCUCGGUCAUUUGUGCGCCAAGACGGGGUGGUCCUGA